CGUGAUUUAAGCCAAUGCUCACCCAAUUCCGGGUUUUGCCGGAAAGGUGCGUUUACAUUUGUCUGGAACGUUGAUGAUACGAAAGUUUGCACGGCCGGCAACUCUCCGAAAUUCAACGCUACCACACUCUUGUUACAUUUCAAUUCCUCGGGCAAUCUUUAUCGAUUGGAACUACCGAGAGUUGGACAAAGCUUUCACAGUUUCGAAACUUGCUCUCAACGAACGAAAUCUUGCUUUGAAUCAAACAAAGUCUAUUGUACAUACAAUGGCUUGGUUUUAAACGUAAAUGACAACUGCGAAGACAUUGUCAGAUUACGUCAUAAAGGCGUUGCCUCUUCAUGGCAUGACGUCACCAGUACCUGGUUUUCAAAAGUCGUUUCGAUUGUACAACAGUCGUCCGAUCACGACUCUGAAUUAUUCGCCGAACUCUACGACAGAAUACACGAAUUGGAAUGUCGUGUCGAAUCAAUGAUCUCCCAUUUAUUGAAACCGCUAGCACAGUUGUACCCCUCUCAAAUAUUAUCUGCAAUUUUAAGACGUGAAGUUCAUGCAAUUGCUCAUGGAGAUGUUCUUGUCGAACUUCAUUGUGUUUCCGCUAAUUUUACAGUUUUACCAACACUUUUCUUCAACAACUUGUAUGCAACACGUCCGAUUGUUGCAUAUACCUUGCCUAACAGAUCUACAGAACUUGGACAAAUCCACGCCAGUAACGUUGUUUUCAAUCAAAUAUUACUGACUGAAUCACCACGAUUUGGACAAACGAAAAUUUUCAAAAUCAAUGGCAGCUACUACAAGUAUUUCAAUUAUUCACUAGUAUCCAGGAACGAAAAUGUCAAAGAAGUAUACCCCUGACUGUAUACAACCUUUGACGACCCAUCUACACAAGAUUACAGCUCAUUUCUCGAAGAAAUUUUAGCAAAUGAAGAGGAAAUUUCCGCUACAAGCAUGGACGACCUUUUAGUUACAAUUUCGGAACUCAACAAACUGAAUGACGAUUACAAAGGAGGACGAACCUCUGCAGAAACUAUUGACAUCACUACACUGGAAGACGGAAUUCAAAAAGCCGUCAACGGCAACAUAUUUGCCUGGCUCUUGCGAGUUAAGAGCUCAGCAUGGAAUUACGUCAUAGGAUUUUGUCUUAUUUACGCAUUAUUUGUUAUACCCAUUCUCUCUUUCCUGUACAUAGGAUAUUUCAUUUUUCAAAGUUUGCCAAA
Molecule: messenger RNA, 1214 nt
Organism: Styela clava
Lineage: Eukaryota; Metazoa; Chordata; Ascidiacea; Stolidobranchia; Styelidae
Source: RefSeq, a predicted model, not a curated record